GGCAAGGGGACGCAAGCCCACCGCUGCCCCACCAGCGACAAGUUACCCACGUUCCACGCCAUCGACACGUUCACGAACUCCCGCAGCCAUGACAGCUCCCAGCCGUACACUUGCCCUCUCACGCAGCCGGACACACGCCCUCUCACUUGCCCUCUCACAGCUCGCAGCCAUGGCAGCUCCCAGCCAGGUCGUCGGUUGCGGUGGGUGCCUCGCGGCGUGGGCCCGAUCGCAGACAAGUCCGUUUGAGUGCCAGCAGUGUGGCGUUGCGAAGUUGUAGUGGGCUGUUUGGCUGAUCCAUCCAGCAGCGCUGCUGGCGCUCUCAAUGCGAAAUGCCGACCCGGUUACGAUGAGAGGUGACGCUGCCGCCCUUGGAAACGGCAUGAUGAAGAUCUUCCUCUCUUCCAGCGCCAAUUCGGCCGUGGUGGUGUCGGCGGUGGCGUCCACUAGUUUCUUCAGAAGCCUUACUCUGGGGAGUUUGUUUUUUGCCCACCAUCGCCGCGACAUGCGCACAAGUUCUCCCAUGUUUUCACACCGCUGCUGGGGGCGCAUCCCUGAUGGCUUUCUCCGUCUCAGAGGAGUGCGACCAGAGGUGGAGUUAUGCACCGGUCCGUGGAGUCUGGUUUCUCUUGGCGUUCGCUGCCGGGCCCGGGCUGUGGAGAUGUUUUUUUCGCAAACGUGAGGGAGGGCACUUCCUCGGUUUCCUCACCGCUUCUUACCGUGCAACACACCAGGCGUGGGAGUCCAACCGCCUGACGAAGAACAUGCCCUUGGCGAUCAUCGUCGCAGCUUUCCGGUGACGUACUGCUCGGGACAGCUGAAUGGCAUCUUCCGCGCCUGGACCCACCCGUACAAGCUGAAUUUCUUAAAUUACGUCGAGACCUCAUCCUUAGUGGUUCUGACCACCUCCAUGGCGUUGUCUGGCUUACUCGUCAGCCCAGCGUGGUCCAUCACCGAGAGUUUCGGGCAGGCGUUCCUGUACGUGGUGUUCGCCCUGCGGCUGACGAAUGUUUUAUUCCUCAUGGCGGUCUUGGCGUGGGCCAAGUUCAUUAUGACGGACGAUCAUGCAAUCUUCACAUACUUGGCACUAGUAGCCGCGCGUGUAUUGUAAAAUCAUUUGUCAGGGUCCAUUUUGGCUGGUGUUUCGUCCCGAGUUGAUUUCUGAAAUCUCUUCCUGAGAGGUCCCCGAGAGUGCCCCGCUGCGGCCCCAGAGGUUCCCAACCGUGCCCCAUGACGGCACCAGAGGGCACCCUGACGGCCGAAGCGGUGAUAGCGAAGAGCCCCGAACACCCCAACGAGGCCGAUGAGGGCCACAAGAGAGGCCUGGGGCCACUUGCGGUCGCCACGGGCGGCCUCGGCAUUGCUGAUUGCGUCUCGACGUCCCACGACCGAGGCAAAGACCUGUCAGAGAGCUAAAAGGACGGUGAGG
This is a messenger RNA of Prorocentrum cordatum, 1426 nucleotides long. The record is from the annotation of a GenBank genome assembly. Lineage: Eukaryota; Dinophyceae; Prorocentrales; Prorocentraceae.